Molecule: messenger RNA, 2118 nt
Organism: Procambarus clarkii (red swamp crayfish)
Lineage: Eukaryota; Metazoa; Arthropoda; Malacostraca; Decapoda; Cambaridae
Product: spidroin-2-like
Source: RefSeq, a predicted model, not a curated record
AUGGGGGCGGCGGCGGUCUCUACCCGCGACCAUGGUGGCGGCGGCGGCCUCUGCAAGCGACCAUGGUGGCGGCGGCGGCCUCUACCCGCGACCAUGGUGGCGGCGGCGGCCUCUACCCGCGACCAUGGCGGCGGCGGCGGCCUCAACCCGCGACCAUGGCGGCGGCGGUGGCCUCUGCCCGUGACCAUGGUGGCGGCGGCGGCCUCUACCCGCGACCAUGGCGGCGGCGGCGGCCUCUACCCGCGACCUUGGCGGCGGCGGCGGCCUCUAACCGCGACCAUGGCGGCGGCGGCGGCCUCUACCCGCGACCAUGGUGGCGGCGGCGGCCUCUGCCCGCGACCAUGGUGGCGGCGGUGGCCUCUACCCGCGACCAUGGCGGCGGCGGCGGCCUCUACCCGCGACCAUGGUGGCGGCGGCGGCCUCUACCCGCGACCAUGGCGGCGGCGGCGGCCUCUACCCGCGACCAUGGCGGCGGCGGCGGUCUCUACUCGCGACCAUGGUGGCGGCGGCGGUCUCUACCCGCGACCAUGGUGGCGGCGGCGGACUCUACCCGCGACCAUGGUGGCGGCGGCGGUCUCUACCCGCGACCAUGGCGACGGCGGCGGCCUCUACCCGCGACCAUGGUGGCGGCGGCGGCCUCUACCCGCGACCAUGGCGGCGGCGGCGGCCUCUACCCGCGACCAUGGUGGCGGCGGCGGCCUCUGCCCGCGACCAUGGUGGCGGCGGCGGCCUCUACCCGCGACCAUGGUGGCGGCGGCGGCCUCUACCCGCGACCAUGGCGGCGGCGGCGGCCUCUACCCGCGACCAUGGCGGCGGCGGCGGCCUCUACCCGCGACCAUGGCGGCGGCGGCGGCCUCUACCCGCGACCAUGGCGGAGGCGGCGGCCUCUACCCGCGACCAUGGCGGCGGCGGCGGCCUCUGCCCGCGACCAUGGUGGCGGCGGCGGCCUCUGCCCGCGACCAUGGUGGCGGCGGCGGCCUCUACCCGCGACCAUGGUGGCGGCGGCGGUGUCUACCCGCGACCAUGGUGGCGGCGGCGGCGGCCUCUACCCGCGACCAUGGCGACGGCGGCGGCCUCUACCCGCGACCAUGGUGGCGGCGGCGGUCUCUACCCGCGACCAUGGUGGCGGCGGCGGUCUCUACCCGCGACCAUGGCGACGGCGGCGGCCUCUACCCGCGACCAUGGCGGCGGCGGCGGCGGCCUCUGCCUGCGACCAUGGUGGCGGCGGCGGCCUCUACCCGCGACCAUGGCGGCGGCGGCGGCCUCUACCCGCGACCAUGGCGGCGGCGGCCUCUACCCGCGACCAUGGCGGCGGCGGCGGCCUCUACCCGCGACCAUGGCGGCGGCGGCCUCUACCCGCGACCAUGGGGGCGGCGGCGGCGGCCUCUACCCGCGACCAUCGUGGCGGCGGCGGCGGCCUCUACCAGCGACCAUGGGGGCGGCGGCGGCGGCCUCUACCCGCGACCAUGGUGGCGGCGGCGGUCUCUACCCGCGACCAUGCGGGCGGCGGCGGCCUCUACCCGCGACCAUGGCGGCGGCGGCCUCUACCCGCGACCAUGGCGGCGGCGGCGGCCUCUACCCGCGACCAGGGCGGCGGCGGCCUCUACCCGCGACCAAGGGGGCGGCGGCCUCUACCCGCGACCAAGGUGGCGGCGGCGGCGGCCUCUACCAGCGACCAUGGGGGCGGCAGCGGCGGCCUCUACCCGCGACCAUGGCGGCGGCGGCCUCUACCCGCGACCAUGGCGGCGGCGGCCUCUACCCGCGACCAUGGCGGCGGCGGCGGCGGCCUCUACCCGCGACCAUGGCGGCGGCGGCGGCGGCCUCUACCCGCGACCAUGGCGGCGGCGGCGGCGGCCUCUACCCGCGACCAUGGUGGCGGCGGCGGCCUCUACCCGCGACCAUGGCGGCGGCGGCGGCGGUGACGAUAACGGUGCAAAGCGUCGACCUCCAUUACGGCGUCAUGUCGGCAAUGGCAGUGCCCACAACCACAGCGACGACAGUGCCCACAACCACAGCGACGACAGUGCCCACAACCACAGCGACGACAGUGCCCACAACCACAGCGACGACAGUGACCACAACCACAGCGACGACAGUGCCCACAACACAAGCCAGUAA